Messenger RNA from Portunus trituberculatus (swimming crab), 1813 nucleotides. RefSeq lists its product as uncharacterized. Gene Ontology annotation, cellular component: membrane. The record is from RefSeq and is a predicted model, not a curated record. Bases 455 to 1165 code for a protein of 236 amino acids. NCBI's taxonomy places the organism in Eukaryota, Metazoa, Arthropoda, Malacostraca, Decapoda, Portunidae. Gene Ontology annotation, molecular function: ligand-gated monoatomic ion channel activity. The transcript is spliced from 9 exons.
UGGCAGCCAUUCUCCAUUGUACAGAACGACGCGCCACCCUACCAUGUGACGGGCAGCGCCAAAGACGUGGUGGACAUCCUGGCGAAACAAUUGGGUUUCUGCUACAGGUUGGUGAGGGCCUCGGACACCGACUGGGGGAUCGAACUGCCCAACGGAUCAUGGACGGGAUCACUGGGUAUGCUGAACAGAUGGGAGGCCGACAUGUCAUCGUCCCUGUACACUGUGUCCCAGGCUAGAAGCCGCGCCGUGGCCUUCAGCUAUCCCUUCACUGUGGACCAGUUUUCCUUCAGCUACGUGCGACCCGUCUUGAGGUCUGACGUUGUGGGGUUCAUCAAGCCCCUGUCUCUAUCCGGAAGACGACGAGGGUAAAGGAUCCUUCUCCCCUUGGUGGCGCCGGUGGUGGGUAGGUGUGACCACCAGCAGGGAGCGAUCAGGGCGCUGGGUGUAUUCUGCUAUGCUGGCUCAGCCGGUCCCCUGGGUACCUAUGGGGGAUGGGGUGCGCAUGGUAGCUGGGAUCUGGCUCCUUACUGCUUAUAUUGUCACUGCCGUGUACCGCUCCAAUCUGGUAGCCACACUAGUGCUACCAAAGUUGCAGCUCCCCUUUGACAGCCUGGAGGAACUAGGCAGCUCUGGCAUCACUACCUGGGUACCUAAGGGCAGCCGCGUUCAACAGGCAAUCAUGACGUCACCACCGCACAGUCCCAUGGGUCACCUGAUGAAGCAGCUGUACGUGGGCCCCAGCAUCCCUGAAGGCGUGAUGGGCAUGUACAACGGCACUUGGGCUUACACCACCAUCACUCGCACCCUGCACUACUUCCUCGACGCACAUUUUGCUCAGGUGGGUUCGUGUAAACUGUACAUUGCCUCGAGCGGCUUCUUUGGCGCUUCCAGUCUCAGCUUCGCCUUUCCUCGCGGCUCUACACUCAAGGCUGAAGUAGACCGCGUUAUCCUUCGCCUGCACGACUUUGGCCUGAUCGAGCACCUGCUUCAGGGUCAGGUAAGGAAUUCCAGCGAGUGCCUCAAACCUGUGGGCUCUUCCCUGAGUCGGGCCGAGCGACCACUCAGCAUCAGCGACUACUUCGGGGUGCUCUAUGUCUAUGUGGCAGGCGUGAGCCUCAGCAUGGUAGUGUUGGCGGGUGAGUUGAUAAUGGUGUUAAUGAGGUAGCAUCAACCUGAGCAUGAUUAGUCAGCCACAUCCGCCAACGACAACGCCAACCCCAACGCCAACGACUAUUGAUGACCAAUGAGAGAUGUUAUAUAUAUCCUGUGUUCGUCCAACGUUUCCCCAUUUUUUUUUUUUUUUCAAAUCUUUUGACAUGAAACCCAUUAGCUCGAUCAACUGUCACUCCUGAUUUUUUUUUUUUUUCCUUCUUUUCUUGGCAGUUGACCGUUACACUGCACCUAUGAUUUCUUCCUUAUAAUCAGUCAUGGUAGACGUUGAUUAAUCAAUGUAUGUUUUUUUUUUUUCCCCUCUCCCCUCAAUAAAAGUCCUCUGUAAAUAUUCUGGCUUUUUCAAAACUUGGCUACUGACAAAUACUAGUCACAUUUGAGGACUUAUAAUGGAGAAGACUUCGCACAGUGGAAGAACUUAUGCGUAGCAACUUAGCAAGAUCAUUAUAGACUGUCACUACACUGAUUGUACUAGUUUUAUUACUUUCAGGUUUGUCUGUUUUUGUUGUUAUUACAAUGAUUAAAAUUAUCAUAAAUAAAUGUGGUGACCAAAGUAAGUUGAUAUUUUUUUUUUUUUUUUUUUUUUUUAUUAAACAUACGUGAAUCCACCAAUUUUUGUUAUUUGCUUUCAUGCAGUGUUGUG